AUGGCCCAAACUAAACAGUUGGCAGCAGAAGCACUUAAUAAAGAAGUGAAUCUAUCGGCAGUUGAACGACAAACAGAGGCCUCACAUAAGGGCGGGACUAUUUGGGAAGCUAUACGCAAAGCGGAUCAGGCAGCACUCGAACAUCUUCUCGAUGCCGAUCAUAAUGGUAUUUAUGCAAGAGGUCCCGUUGGUGAUUGUCCCAUUCAUAUGUUAUUCUUAUAUGGAACUGGAGCUCAUCUCAACAUGGCUCGAUAUCUCAUCACACGUUUUCCAGAGACCGUCGUACAGAUCUACAAUCAGCCAGAAUAUUAUGGCGAGAUUGCUCUUCAUAUUGCUAUUGUCAAUCGUAAUGCAUCCAUAGUCGAAUGGCUGCUUAGUGAUGAACACAUUCGACCCUAUCGAGAACAACAAUUGGCAGCUGCCGCCAAUGGUCACUUUUUCCAAUUUGGCCGUCCAUGUUACUAUGGUGAAACUCCUCUUGCAUUUGCUUGCUGUACUAAUCAAUGGAAUAUUGCCGAAAUUCUACUCAAAUACGGCGCCUCUAUGGAUAUGGUUGACAGUAAUGGGAAUACAAUAUUACACUUACUUGUCAUUCAUAAUCUACCUCAAAUUUAUAUUAAAUUCAAGGAACAUUGGUUGGAAGUACAAGCAACAGCGAUUAGCAAAUCUAGUAAUGUAGAUAACGAUAAAGUCGCAUCCACGAAGAAAAAAGAGAUUCCCUUAUGGAAACGUCUCAAUAAAGAUGGUUUCACUCCAUUUACAUUAGCAGCUAAAUUAGGUCUAACUGAUAUGUUCUCUUUUUUACUUGACGAACGUAAAAUUGUUCAAUGGCGUUAUGGGCCUGUCUGGUGUGUACUCUAUCCACUUGAUGAACUGGAACUUGGAUUUCAACAAGAAGGCAGGGAUACAUCACCUGGAGCUCUUGAAUUGAUCGUACAAAAUGCUCAAGCUGAACUUAUUAUGCAUCCACGUAUUAUCGAUUUAGUAGAUCGAAAAUGGGAGUGCUUUGCUCGACGUCUUUUUUUUCGACGUUUUCUUGUCACUCUCGUCUAUCUAUUCAUUUUUAUUAUUACUACAAUUCUCAGUCAGACACGAA
Messenger RNA from Rotaria sordida, 1096 nucleotides. NCBI's taxonomy places the organism in Eukaryota, Metazoa, Rotifera, Eurotatoria, Philodinida, Philodinidae. The record is from the annotation of a GenBank genome assembly.